AUGGACGGCGCGCACAGAUUAUACGUCGGGAACAUCCCCUGGAGCACCACCGACGACGAGCUCCGCGCCCUGUUCGCGGAGUGCGACGGCGUCACCCGAGUGGAGAUCCCGACGGGACGCCAAGGCCGAUCGCGAGGGUACGGUCUCGUCGAGUUCGCGAGCGAACGCGAGGCGCGUGACGCGGUGAGCAAGGUGGACGGCGUCCCCAUGGGUGAUCGAACGAUCACCGUGCGCGAGGAUAAGGCGCCGACGAAGAGCGCGGGUGGAUCGAAGAAGAUGUCCGCGUCGACGCUGGGCGACGCCCCGGCUGGGGGCGACGGCUGCCGAUGCUACUUUGGAAACUUGGCGUGGGAAACGUCCGAGGAGACGUUGACGGGACACGCGGCGACUUUUGGCUUGAACGUUCUUCAGUGCGAGGUCGCGAGACAAAGCGGUGGCCGAUCGAAGGGUUGGGCGCUCGUUGAUUUCGCCACGCCGGAGGAGGCGCAAAACGCGAUCGAGCAAAUGCACAACUCUGAGAUUCAAGGUCGAUCCAUCAUCGUUCGCGUCGAGCGACCGGGCGCGGGACAAAAGAGCGCUCGCGUUGAGACGCGACCGGAGAACUCGAGCGGUUUGCAAAUCGUCGUUCGCAACCUGCCGUGGACGACCACGAGCGAAGAUCUCCGACAAGUGUUCCAGCAAGUCGGCAACGUCGUCAACGCCGUCGCGGUGUGCCACGCCGACACCGGUCGAUCCAAGGGCUGGGGUACGGUUUUGUUCGAGACUCGCGAACAAGCGCAAGCGGCGAUCCAAGGCUUCAACGGCGUCGAGCUCGAGCACCGACCGAUGCAAAUCAAGCUCGACCGCUACGACUAA
This is a messenger RNA of Ostreococcus tauri, 855 nucleotides long. Its product is annotated as Nucleotide-binding, alpha-beta plait. NCBI's taxonomy places the organism in Eukaryota, Viridiplantae, Chlorophyta, Mamiellophyceae, Mamiellales, Bathycoccaceae. The record is from RefSeq and is a predicted model, not a curated record. The transcript has a single exon. Gene Ontology annotation, cellular component: cytosol. Gene Ontology annotation, molecular function: mRNA binding. Bases 1 to 855 code for a protein of 284 amino acids.